This is a messenger RNA of Gastrolobium bilobum, 540 nucleotides long. RefSeq names its product pathogenesis-related protein 1-like. Lineage: Eukaryota; Viridiplantae; Streptophyta; Magnoliopsida; Fabales; Fabaceae. The record is from RefSeq and is a predicted model, not a curated record. Gene Ontology annotation, cellular component: extracellular region. Bases 1 to 540 code for a protein of 179 amino acids. The transcript has a single exon.
AUGGGUGUGCCCAUGAUCUCAAUGCUUUGUCUCAUCUCUGUCUUUGCCAUAUUAUCACAAAUCUCUUAUGCUCAAAACUCACCCCAAGACUACCUUAAUACUCAUAACGUAGCCCGUUCCCAAGUUGGGGUUGGGCCUAUGAGAUGGGAUGCAACCGUUGCCUCAUAUGCACAAAACUAUGUGAACAAACUCAAGGGAAACUGCAAUUUGGUGCACUCAGGGGGUCCUUAUGGUGAGAACCUUGCGUGGAGCAGUGGUGACCUUACAGGCAUAGCUGCUGUGAACAUGUGGGUGGCAGAGAAGCCAAACUAUGAUUAUAACUCUAAUUCGUGUGUUGGUGGGGAGUGCAGGCACUAUACACAGGUAGUUUGGCGUGACUCGGUUCGUCUUGGUUGUGCCAAGGUGCGGUGCAACGAUGGUCGUAGCACCAUCAUCAGCUGCAACUAUGAUCCACCAGGAAAUUUUAUUGGUCAGAGACCUUUCGAUAUUAGUCCUUUCCAAGUACCAUUGAGCUUCAACAAUGGUUUGUAUGAGAACUAG